AUGGACGGGCUGCCCGGUCGGGCGUUGGGGGCCGCCUGCCUCCUGCUCCUGGCGGCCGGCUGGCUGGGGCCCGAGGCCUGGGGCUCCCCCACGCCCCCGCCGUCGCCCGCCGCGCCGCCCCCGCCCCCGCCGCCCGGAGCUCCCGGCGGUUCGCCGGACACCUGUACGUCGUGCGGCGGCGGCGGCGGCGGCUUCCGGCGGCCGGAGGAGCUGGGCCGGGUGGACGGCGACUUCCUGGAGGCGGUGAAGAGGCACAUCCUGAGCCGCCUGCAGUUGCGGGGCCGGCCCAACAUCACGCACGCCGUGCCCAAGGCCGCCAUGGUCACGGCCCUGCGCAAGCUGCACGCCGGCAAGGUGCGCGAGGACGGCCGCGUGGAGAUCCCGCACCUCGACGGCCACGCCAGCCCCGGCGCCGACGGCCAGGAGCGCGUCUCCGAGAUCAUCAGCUUCGCCGAGACAGAUGGCCUCGCCUCCUCCCGGGUCCGCCUGUAUUUCUUCGUCUCUAACGAAGGCAAUCAGAACCUAUUUGUGGUGCAGGCCAGCCUGUGGCUGUACCUGAAACUGCUCCCGUACGUCCUGGAGAAGGGCAGCCGGAGGAAGGUCCGGGUCAAGGUGUACUUCCAGGAACAGGGUCACGGUGACAGGUGGAACGCGGUGGAGAAGAAGGUGGACCUGAAGCGGAGCGGCUGGCACACCUUCCCGAUCACAGAGGCCAUCCAGGCCUUGUUUGAGCGCGGCGAGAGACGCCUCAACCUGGACGUGCAGUGCGACAGCUGCCAGGAGCUAGCCGUGGUGCCUGUGUUCGUGGACCCCGGGGAGGAGUCGCACAGGCCCUUUGUGGUGGUGCAGGCCCGCCUGGGUGAUAGCAGACAUCGCAUCCGCAAACGGGGUCUAGAGUGUGAUGGGAGGACCAGCCUGUGUUGCAGGCAACAGUUCUUCAUCGACUUUCGGCUCAUCGGCUGGAACGACUGGAUCAUUGCGCCCACUGGCUACUACGGGAACUACUGUGAGGGCAGCUGCCCGGCCUACCUGGCUGGGGUCCCCGGCUCGGCCUCCUCCUUCCACACCGCUGUGGUGAACCAGUACCGCAUGCGCGGCCUGAACCCUGGGCCCGUGAACUCUUGUUGCAUCCCCACCAAGCUGAGCUCUAUGUCCAUGCUCUACUUUGAUGACGAAUACAACAUCGUCAAGCGGGACGUGCCCAACAUGAUCGUGGAGGAGUGUGGCUGCGCCUGACAGUGGUGAUGGGUGCAGAGCACGGGCCCAUGGGUCUCUGAGGGAGCAGGAGAGGCAGGCGGGCUGAGUGCGGUUGCUCCAUUGGGCCAUGAAGAGUGCUAGGGUGAGGCCUGAAAUAAUGUUCUCCCGCUUCGUAGAAAACCAGUCAGAACCAGAGGGAGACCCUCGUGUGACACGAGAGACUCCUAACUGCACACAUAGACACACAUAGCCAGACUCAUGCAGCCUGCCACCCACACAGCAGCCUCCAGGAUACCAGCGAACGGAUGCGGUGACAAAUGGCAGCUUAGCUACCAAUGCCUGUCAGUCGGAGAGAAUGGGGUGAGCAGCCACCAUUCCCACCAGCUGGCUGGGGACUCUGAAUUGCGCCUUCUGAGCACACAUAAAAGCACAAAGACAGAGGACACAGAGAGAGUGAGCCAGAGAGCCACCAAGAGGAAACGCAGGGUGGGAGCACGGGCGGGCGGAGGGCCGUGUGCCCCUGGCUGGUCCCAGUCUCUUCGCCGCAGCGCCUGGUGCAGUCUGCCUGCUCACUCCCCGCCCAGCAUCCUCCAUGGUUUGAGGCCAGCAGAGCUGUGCCACCCUGCUCUUGGAGAAGGCAAAUAGCCCAGGAGGGACUCGCCCGUCACAGAGACCAUGGAGCAGGGACAGUGACCCUUUGACUGUCUAUCAUCUGGGUCCCUGGUGUGACUUGUGUGUAUGUGUGUUUGUUUUCAGGGGUGGGGCGGGGGGAGAAGAAGGGUCUUAAUUUUAUGCUUUAAACUUGUCUCCCAACAACUGACAGGGCAUUUGUGCCAGUCGCAGAAUUGAAAAGAGCCUAUCGGCUAUGACCUUUGAAGUGGAGAGGCCGAGCGAUCUCUAAGUGAGAAAGAAAAAAUGUUGCAAUCAGUGCCCUUUGCUGGGGACAUCCUAGCGCCAUGGUGAGAGGGGCAGGGGGUGACCACUAGGCAAAGGGAAGAGCCCAGAGGAGGCAGGGUAGAGUGGAGGAGUUCCGGGGAGCUGCUUAGCUGGUCUUGGAGAGACAGAGCUUUCGGCUGCUUUGCAGAAGUUGUCCCUGUGGGUGGGCUCUGGCCCCAGGGGUUGUCCGUGCACAUGGCUCCUGCCCACUUCCCUUGCCUGCCUGCCUGCCUGUCCGCCCCACGAAGCACUUGCGGUCCUGCGUGAGCGCACAUGACAGUAGCACUUGCAGGCCUCCGUGUGUCCAGAAGUGGCCCUGGGGCAAGAGCUGCCGUGGCUGUCCUUGUGGAUGUGCGAGUGCCACGCGAACUAUGCAAUUUAAAGGGUUGACCCACACUAGGCGAAACUGGACUCGUACGACUCUUUUAUAUUUUUAUACUUGAAAUGAAAUCCUUUGCUUCUUUUCUAAGCGAAUGAUUGCUUUCAAUGUUUGCACUGAUUUAGUUGCAUGGUUAGUCAGAAACUGCCAUUUGAAAAAAAGUUAUUUUUAUAGCAGCAGAAAAAUGAAUACAGUUAAAUGUAUUAUACAUAAUUUUGGAACCAAAGAGGCCAGCGGAUCAGUUUUAAUUUUUAUUAGAUGGUGAGGCCAUCUCCUAUGAGGUGGAUGUUCUAAGCAAUCCCUUGAGUGGCCUGCCAGCAUUUCAGGGUAUAAAUGAAAUUUUUUUUAUUCAGUUGGUGUGUCAUUUCUGUCCGUACACACCCAGAAGGUAGAGUAAAAUAAAUGACUGGUAGAAUGCAGGUGUGUAUCUGUAAGUCUCAUCUUUAGUUUAUUUAAUAAAGCCCUCCUUAGGUUCUGUUUCAUAAUAACUUAAAGCCAAACAGUUUCCCCCACAGACUGGCUGUCUUAAGUAUUUUACGUUCGUGUACAGUUUAAGACAAUAAAAGAUGGAGUGCCACAGG
This is a messenger RNA of Psammomys obesus (fat sand rat), 3093 nucleotides long. RefSeq names its product inhibin subunit beta B (gene Inhbb). The record is from RefSeq and is a predicted model, not a curated record. Lineage: Eukaryota; Metazoa; Chordata; Mammalia; Rodentia; Muridae. The coding region runs from base 1 to 1236 and encodes 411 amino acids. The transcript has 2 exons. Gene Ontology annotation, biological process: BMP signaling pathway; SMAD protein signal transduction. Gene Ontology annotation, molecular function: cytokine activity; growth factor activity. Gene Ontology annotation, cellular component: extracellular region.